Messenger RNA from Micromonas pusilla CCMP1545, 1158 nucleotides. RefSeq lists its product as uncharacterized. NCBI's taxonomy places the organism in Eukaryota, Viridiplantae, Chlorophyta, Mamiellophyceae, Mamiellales, Mamiellaceae. The record is from RefSeq and is a predicted model, not a curated record. The transcript has a single exon. The coding region runs from base 1 to 1158 and encodes 385 amino acids.
AUGCGCCGCCGCGAGGACUUCGCGCGGCCGGGCGCCGCGCCUCGAGAGAGCGACGUCUUAGCGCUCCUCGGACUCGCCAGGCUGGGGAAGGAACACCGCGGCGGCGGCGACGGCGCGGGGACGACAGGGAGGACGCGCGAGCGGAGGGCGGCGGAUCUGGACGACGACGAGGACGCGAGCGCCGCGCAUCAUCGCUCGCGUCUGUACCUGCGGGAGAUGACGAAGCUCGCGACGCCGCCGAGGAAACCGUGCGCCGCGCGGACGGCGUCGUCGCGACCGGCGUCGGGGACCGAGGUGAACCGAGGGAAGGUCUCCGGCGCGGGCGGGUUCCGGAUGCGCGACCUCAUCAUGCGGGAUCCCGACUUUGGAGGGGAGCGGCGGGCGUGGGAGAGCGAGAGGGACUACGGGUCGCCGGCGGCGAAGAAUAGUCGCGGGUUUCGCGCGGUCGCGGCGAUCCCUGACGUCGGCGGGAAAGUGGACGACGCGAGGAUGACAUCGUCGAGAGGGGAUGGGAAGAAGACGAAGAAGAAGAAGAAGAAGGAGAAGAAGAGGAGGAGCGGAGGCGACGACGACUCCACCGGCGACGACGACGACGACGGCGUCGCGUUUUCGAAAAAGACGGCGAGGGAGCUGAAGCGACGACGCGCGAAGCGCGCGGAGUUGCUCGAGAUGCAGCUCGCGUACGCGCGGAAGAUGGAAGCGCGUCGCAUCGCGUCCGCGGCGUCGUCGCCCGCGGUCACCGCGCGCGAGCCGCCGCCGUCGCCGCCGCCGCGGUCGCCGCCGCGGGAACGAAGCGUCGAGUCGUCGUCGCCCCCGGAGGAGGCGCCGUCGCCGCGGCGCCGCUUCGAGCGGAGGCCGCCGGCGUCGUCGAGCUCUGUUCCCGCGUCGUUCGAUUUCGCCGACCGCGCGCACGACGCGAUAGAGGAAGCCGCGGUGCGCGAGACCGCGCUGCUGCACGACAUCGAUCGUCUGCUGUCGAUGAGAAUCGCGGCGGCGCCGACGCCGACCGCGGAGGACGACGGCGACGACGACGACGCGUCGGGCUCGGAGGACUCCGCGGGGCUGAGCCCGGACGAGUCCGCGAAACUGCGCGCGUGGGCGCGCGCGGACGAGCUCGAUUCAGACGAGCCUCGAACGCAGACGCAGCAGUCGCGGUAG